UGUGUGUGUGUGUGUGUGUGUGUGUGUGUGCCCCUGCUGCCCCCUGCUGGGGGGGAUGGUCCCUGCUGUGUGUGUGUGUGUGUGUGUGUGUGUGUGUGUGUGUGUGUGUCCCUGCUGCCCCCUGCUGGAGGGGAUGGGCCCUGCUCUGUGUGUCCAUGUGUGUGUGUUCGUGUCCCUGCCGCCCCUUGCUGGGGGGGACGAGCCCUGCUGUGUGUGUGUCCGUGUCCCGGCUGCUGGAGGGGACGGGCCCUGUGCCGUGUGUAUGUGUGUCCAUGUGUGUGUGUUCGUGUCCCUGCCACCCCUUGCUGGGGGGGGACGAGCCCUGCUGUGUGUGUGUCCGUGUCCCGGCUGCUGGAGGGGACGGGCCCUGCGCCGUGUGUGUGUGUGUUCGUGUCUCUGCCGCCCCUUGCUGGGGGGGGACGAGCCGUGCUGUGUGUGUGUCCGUGUCCCGGCUGCUGGAGGGGACGGGCCCUGUGCCGUGUGUGUGUCUGUGUAUUCGUGUCCCUGCCGCCCCUUGCUGGGGGGGGGACGAGCCCUGCUGUGUGUGUGUCCGUGUCCCGGCUGCUGGAGGGAACGGGCCCUGCGCCGUGUGCACGUGGCAGAGGCGACGCCAGUAGGAAGGGCCCCCGAAAGGAAGCAGAGAGACGGAGCUUCGGGGGCCCGGACUUGCUGUGAUUUACCAUCCAGUCUCAUGCUUCAGGGCCUCAGCCAAGAGCCUGUUGGGUCAGGAAGGAUUUUUUCCCCUGACCAGCGAUAUUGGGAGGUUUCUCUGCCUUCCUCAGAAGAGUUGGGGACCAGCCGCAGCUGGAGACGGGACCCCGGACAGGGUGGGCCACAGAACCCUCUUUCUCGGUGCCCGGCUGGCAGGCUCGUGCCCACAAGCUCAGGGUCCAAGCGAUCACCAGGCUGGGGAACAGGAAGGAUUUCUCCCCCACCCUGGGUCAGAUUGAAAGGGACCCAAGGGGGCAGGUGAUGUGGGGCAGGUCUCCCCGCUCAAUUCCCUGCUGCGAUAGGGGCCUCGGCUCGGCACGGGGCGCACACCAGCUGGGUCCUGCCGAGGAGCGAAAUGCUUCGCGCUCUGCACAGGGGGAACGGAACAGCCCACAGCUAGGAGACCUGGCUACAGCGAAUGGGCCCUUCUGGCCUUAAACCCUACGAAAUCUAGGAAAUGUGGUGAGGAGUCUGUGUAUAAACACCCCCCGCGCCCCACCCCAGAGGUGGCCGCAUCUCAGCACCGAGUGAGGAGUCCGGGUAUACACACUCCCUGCGCCCCACCCCAGAGGUGGCUGCAUCUCAGCGCCGGUGAAGAAUCCAUGAAUACACAGCCCCCAUGCCCACCCCAGAGGUGGCUGCAUCUCAGCGCCGGGCAAGGAAUCCGGGUAUACACACUCCCCGCGCCCCAUCCCAGAGGUGGCUGCUUCUCAGCACUGGGCAAAGAAUCUGUGUAUACACAGCCCCUGCGCCCCACCCCAGAGGUGGCUGCAUCUGAGCGCCGGGCAAGGAAUCCAUAAAUACACAGCCCCUGCGCCCCACCCUAGAGGUGGCUGCAUCUCAGCACUGGGCAAGGAAUCUGUGAAUACACAGCCCCUGUGCCCCACCCCAGAGCUGGCUGCAUCUCAGCGCUGGGCGAGGGGUCCCCAUAUACACAGCCCCUGCGCCCCACCCCAGAGGUGGCUGUAUCUCAGCACCGGGCGAGGGGUUCCCGUAUACACAGACCCAGCGCUGCACCCCAGAGGUGGCUGCAUCUCAGCACUAGGCGAGGCGUCUGCGCCCAAACAGCCGUCCCAACCCCGCUGUUUGUGUCUCCCACCCCCGGGGGGCGCUCCCACAGGCUCUCUCCGCACCACACGGGGCGGACACGGGCGCGAGGCCGGGCUCACC
This is a messenger RNA of Gopherus flavomarginatus (Mexican gopher tortoise), 1881 nucleotides long. RefSeq lists its product as uncharacterized. Bases 56 to 973 code for a protein of 305 amino acids. Lineage: Eukaryota; Metazoa; Chordata; Testudines; Testudinidae. The record is from RefSeq and is a predicted model, not a curated record. The transcript has 5 exons.